Molecule: messenger RNA, 2788 nt
Organism: Sorghum bicolor (sorghum)
Lineage: Eukaryota; Viridiplantae; Streptophyta; Magnoliopsida; Poales; Poaceae
Product: putative zinc finger CCCH domain-containing protein 51
Exons: 12
Coding region: 238-2403 (721 amino acids)
Molecular function (GO): RNA binding
Source: RefSeq, a predicted model, not a curated record
ACUGGCAAAAGGCGGAGGCGGUUCCAUCCCCGGCCAAAUUGGCCAUUAGCGCGCGGAGUCCCAAUUCCGCGGCGAGCCUGCGCGCGCGGAGUCCCAUUUCCGCGGCGACCCUGCGCGCGCGGCGUACGGCGUUGGUGCUUCGUCGCUCUCGAGCCCUAGCGCCGCUCCAUCUCCCUCUAUCUUCUCCUCGCCGCUGCGCUGCUUGGCGCCGCAUGCUCCUGUGCUCCCCCGAGGAAGAUGAGUGAACAUGAAAUGGACACAACGGAAUGCAAGAGCUCACUGCUGGAUAGGGACCGGCAGCUUCAUCCAUGUAACCCCGAAGGGAUCGUUGCUGACAUCGUCUCAUGCAAAACACGUGCAGAGAUUGGACAACUACUCAACUCGGGUGACAAAAUAGCCCCCUCGAUUGUUGAGGCGGUGCAACAAUUCCCACAGCUACCACCACUACAGCCACCUACCGUGCACCAUGGCUUACUAAGAUUCCCCCAUUCACACCCUCAUCCAAUUGACUGUUUUCAAGGAAUUCAGACUCCAUUGCACUGGUCCCAUUCAUGGCCUCAGUCUCAUCCAAGUUGUGUUUCUGAUGAAUUUCAGGCCCCAUUCAUCCUUCCCCAUCUGCAGCCUCAGUUUCACUCAAGUGGCACCUUUUAUGGAUUUCAUGCUCCAUUCCCCUUGCCCCAUCCACAGCCUCAGUUUGGCUUCAGUGGCAAAUCUCAUGGGUUUCAUGCUCCAUUACCACUCAAUGUUCAAACUGGAUCAUUGCACCUUGGGCUGCCUCAGUUACAUCCAAGCCUCGGUUUUCAUGCUCCGUUCACCCCCAUUGGUCCCCCUGGCACUUUUCAAAGCCAAUCUCCUGAAUUCACUGGCUCUGGUGAACUCAUGUUGGAGAAGGAGAUAAGAGAACUCCUGUUUUUGCUGCAACCACCAAGUCUCCAGGUUGAAUCUCUUGCAAAUAUGUACAUGGACAGGUACGGAAAGCCUCUGCGAAAUGAGGGACUCAUCAUAGAUGGCCAGCAGCAAGGAAAGGCUGGUUGCAGCCUAACAGAUGUGCUCAUGCGACUUAACACCACCAGAGUGAUCGAAAGAAAGGGACAUCAGUAUAUUGUCCCAGUGGAAGAUGCUCCUAUGUACUUGGCACAUGCUUUCAAAUUGGGGAUGUCUCCUGCUAGCAGCAAUUCUAAUCAGAUUUUUGUUGUUUUCAUGCCUGGAAGCAAAUUCACUGAAGAAGAUGUUCACAGCUACUUCAGUCAAUAUGGCACUGUCAAUGACGUGCGAAUUCCACCUCAUCAAGGAAGGCGAAAGUAUGGUUUUGUGAGCUUCCAUGACCCUGGAACAGCAAAACAGAUCUUAUCAGAAAGGAUCCCUCAUUUCAUCUGUGGAGAUCCAGUUCUUGUCGAAGAGUACAAGGAAAAACAUGAAUUAGAACAGGAACGUCCUCCUAAGUACUUGGCUCAUAGUUCCAAACUGGGGGUGCCUCCUGCUAGAAGGGAUUCUAACCAGAUUUAUGUUGUUUUCGUGCGUGAAAGCAAAUUCACUGAAGAUGAUGUUCGGAACUACUUCAGUCAGUAUGGUACUGUCAGUAAUGUGCGAAUUCCACCUCAAGGAAAACGCAUGUACGGUUUUGUGAGCUUCCAGGACCCCGGAACGGCAGAACGGAUCUUAUCAGAAAGGACCCCUCAUUUCAUCUGUGGAGAUCGAGUUUGUGUCAAAGCGUACAAGGAUAAAGAUGAACUAGAAUGCGAACAGCAUCAUGGUUUUGAAUUGGUGUUACCUUCUGCAAGAUAUGCUUCUAACCAGAUUUUUAUUACCUUCGAUCCUGAAAGCUCAUUCACCAAAAAUGAUGCUUGGAAAUACUUUAGCCACUAUGGUCCUGUGAAUGAUGUGCGAAAGAAACGCAUGUUCGGUUAUGUGAGCUUCAAGCACCCUGAGACGGUAAAACGGAUCUUAUCAGAAAGAUGUUUAAGGACCUCCCACUUCAUCUGUGGAGAUCAUGUUUUCGUCGAACCUUACAGGGAAAAAGAUGGACCAGAGAUGUUGGCUCGGGAAGUUGCUGAUUUUGUCCUUGAACCACAUGCGGUAUCAGAUGUUGAUGUUAUUCAUGAGCAUCAUACAGGAAAACAAUUAUUGAGUAACCAUGAUUUUUAUGGGGAGAAGCUGAAUAAAGGGCGUGAUCAAGGAAUUGUUACUGAAAAGAGCAGUAUUAAUGUUGCACCAGUCAUGGCUUCACCACGAACACGAAACCUGUCUGUUCAUUCUGUUAGUGAAGAAAGUCCUUCACAAGGUGACAAUAUUGUAGAAUCAUCACAUGUUUUAAAUCAUUUGGAUGAUGCAUCAGCAGAUCUAGACAGUCUAUUUUGCAGCCAUGGCUUGAGGCUUCCAGAAACCCUCGAGGAUGUUUUCUGAUGGGAAUAACCCAAUCUGCCAAUGCACUAGGAACAGACUUAAUAUCGUUAAACACUCUGAUGGGGCACUAUAUUGUUAGUUGUGUCUUGCUGAUACAUCUAGACAGAUACUCGAAGUAGGUUCUUGUGGGGAAGGCGUACAUACAUCAAGGCCUAGGUGGAUUAUGUUGUCAUGAUAAGAUCAUUUUGCAAUUCUGCUAAUGUUGAAGCAUCCUUGUGAAUUGACAGUAACCAUGCAAUAUAGUCCAAGAUGGAAAUGAUAUAUGCAAAGGUAAGCCUCAGCUAUGAGAAUGGAAUGAUCCUUGCGUAGUCUACCUGUUCGCUUGCUUUUUGACAUCCUCUGUUAAUUUGUUGGGUCGUGCUUAAUGAAUCUCCAAUUACGGACA